GGGAGAUUCAGGUGUGUGUGUCCACUGUCCCCUACAAUUUUUCUGUUUUUUCUGAAAGUCUAACUGGUACUGUCUGUCCGGUAGUUAGGGAGGGAGAGAGACUGAAGAAGCUGCUGAACAAGGAAAAAAGGUCUCUACUUCGAGGAGCUAUAUACACAUUUUCUUGGAGGGAAGAUUAAGAUUGCUUCAACGACACCAUAAAGGAAUUAAAAAUUACAUAUGAAGAACUUUGACCCUCAUUUUCCCACAAGUUCAUCAAAGAAAAGUCUGUGUUGGUAAACAAGAGGAAUUUAUCAUUGUAAUCAUGUUGUCUUUUGGAGGUAGCUUUGUUUUGAAAGAUUCUUCUGUUUCUAUAAAGCCACAAUGCUCAACUUUUGGCACAAGGAAGGCAGGACAGUAUGGAAUUUUCAGGAAUUUCUCCAAAUUUCCAACUCCAACCUUCCAAAGCCAAGUUGAAGCUCCAAGAAAGAUUGAUCAUCAGCUACCUCAGAUCAAAAGAACAACAGGAGAUUUUUCUCCAGAUAGUAUGUGCGCAGUUGUUACAGGUGCUAACAAAGGAAUUGGGCAUGAGAUAGUUCGAAGAUUGGCUCUUGAAGGUGUGACUGUUGUAUUGACAGCUAGAGAUGAAAAGAGAGGAUCAGAUGCAGUAUCAUUGCUUGUCAAAUCCGGGUUGGAGAAUGUCGUUUUCCACCAGCUAGAUGUUCGAGAUCAAUCAAGUGCUGACUCCUUAGCUAAAUAUGUCCAAACCCAAUUCGGGAAGCUUGAUAUCCUGGUAAACAAUGCUGGGGCAUCAGGGGUUGUAGUCGACGAAGAUGGAUUGAGAGCUCUAAACAUUGAUCCAGUAUCUUGGCUCUCUGGCAAGGCUACCAACAUGGUGCAAGGGGUGAUGCAGCAGCCAUAUGAAAAGGCAGUGGAAUGCCUCGACACAAACUAUUAUGGUUGCAAAAGGGUCACGGAAGCUCUCUUGCCUCUUCUAAAGCUGUCUAAAUCAGGUGCAAGGAUAGUAAGCGUGUCUUCGCUUAGAUCAGAACUUAAGAGGAUCCCGAAUGAACAACUUCGGAGGGAACUGGCGGAUUUAAAAAAUUUAACAGAAGAAAAAAUUGAUAAAAUGGUAGAGAACUUCCUGCAUGAUCUGAAACAGGGGAUGCUUGAAGAAAACGGAUGGUCUCUCAUGCUACCAUCGUAUAGCAUCUCAAAGGUUGCAGUUAAUGCAUAUACUCGAGUUCUUGCGAAGAGGUACCCUAAUAUGUUCAUAAACUGUGUUCAUCCUGGUUAUGUCAAUACCGAUAUAAACUGGCAUACAGGGACUAUGAAUGUCGAAGAUGGAGCUAAAGGCCCGGUAAUGUUGGCUUUGCUAUCUGAUGGGGAGUUCACAGGAUGCUAUUUUGAUCAGACUAGAAUGGCAGAGUUUUAACUCAACCUUUUUGAACGAGUAACAGUUGCAAGUCCAGUUUCAUGAGAUUGUUUAGCUUAGUUACUGUUGGUAAUAGUCCAGAGUAGACAAUGAGGGAGGGAGUAGUGAACCACGAAGUCAUUGCAAUUGGUUUUUGAGUUGGAUGUCCACAAAUUUAACAGUUAAUCUCCAAUUUUAAGCUUCUUAGUAACU
Messenger RNA from Papaver somniferum (opium poppy), 1606 nucleotides. RefSeq names its product (+)-neomenthol dehydrogenase-like. NCBI's taxonomy places the organism in Eukaryota, Viridiplantae, Streptophyta, Magnoliopsida, Ranunculales, Papaveraceae. The transcript has 6 exons. Gene Ontology annotation, cellular component: membrane. The record is from RefSeq and is a predicted model, not a curated record. Bases 305 to 1414 code for a protein of 369 amino acids.